Molecule: messenger RNA, 2760 nt
Organism: Colletotrichum truncatum
Lineage: Eukaryota; Fungi; Ascomycota; Sordariomycetes; Glomerellales; Glomerellaceae
Product: alpha-glucosidase
Biological process (GO): carbohydrate metabolic process
Molecular function (GO): hydrolase activity, hydrolyzing O-glycosyl compounds; carbohydrate binding
Source: RefSeq, a predicted model, not a curated record
AUGGCGAGAACCAUCUUUGUACUGGGGUUACUUGCGUCGACGGUCUCAGCUGCUGUCAUUCGUAGGGACUAUCCGAGCGACGAUGCUCUCUCAAAAUGCCCCGGCUACAAGGCCUCACAAGUCCAGACAUCUUCGACUGGCUUGACUGCUGAGCUGUCUCUUGCUGGAGAGCCAUGCGAUGCUUAUGGUAUUGACCUGAAGGAUCUGACUUUGACCGUCGAGUACCAGACUGAUACUCGCCUUCACGUCAAGAUACAGGAUGCCAACAACACCGUGUAUCAAGUCCCUGAAUAUGUGUUCCCCCGUCCUGAGGCUUCCGGUGUCAAUGUGGCAGAGUCUAAGCUGCAAUUCAACUACACCGAGAAUCCUUUUACAUUUACAGUAAGCCGAACAGAUACCGGCGAGGUUCUCUUCGAUACGUCUGGCGCCAGCAUCGUUUUUGAGAGCCAGUAUCUUCGUCUGAGAACCAAGCUGCCCGAUAAUCCCAACCUUUACGGUCUGGGCGAGCAUUCAGACCCCUUCCGGCUAAACACAACCGACUACAUCCGCACUCUCUGGUCCCAGGAUUCGUACGGCAUUCCGUCAGGUGCGAACCUCUACGGCAACCAUCCCGUCUACUACGAGCACCGCAAAACCGGCACACAUGGAGUAUUCUUUCUGAAUUCCAAUGGAAUGGAUGUCUUCAUCAACAAGACAGAGAAGUCUGGCCAGUAUUUGCAGUACAACACCCUUGGAGGAGUCCUCGACUUCUACUUCGUGUCUGGUCCCUCUCCCGUCGAAGUGACGCAGCAAUACGCUGAGAUUGCAGGACUCCCAGCCAUGAUGCCAUACUGGGGCUUGGGAUUUCAUCAGUGCCGAUAUGGAUACCAGGAUGUCUUCAACGUCGCUGAAGUUGUACAUAACUACAGCGUCGCUGAAAUCCCGCUAGAGACUAUGUGGACCGACAUCGACUAUAUGGACAGGCGCCGAGUCUUUUCUUUGGACCCCGAGCGCUAUCCUCUUGAAAAGGUACGACAGCUGGUCGACAAACUCCAUGAGAAUGACCAGCAUUAUAUCGUGAUGGUGGACCCUGCCGUGGCCUACCAGCAGUACCCGCCCAUGUUGCGAGGAAUUGAGGAUAACAUCUGGCUCCUCCGCAACAACGGUUCUGUCUGGAUUGGAGUCGUUUGGCCUGGUGUGACCGUCUUCCCCGACUGGUUUGCUGAGAACAUCACAAAGUAUUGGAACAAUGAAUUCGCCACGUUUUUCUCGGCCGAGAGUGGUGUUGACAUUGACGCCCUCUGGAUCGACAUGAACGAGCCAUCCAACUUCCCAUGCUACUUCCCAUGCGACGAUCCGUACGGUUCCUCUAAAGGCUUCCCACCUGACCCGCCACCGGUACGAGAAAACCCUCGACCCUUGCCUGGCUGGCCAUGUGAUUUCCAGCCUCCAGGUACGGAUUGUAAGACCCAGUCCAAACGCUCAGACCUUGUCCAAAAGGAAUCGCCAAGAACGCUGCCUCUUGACAAGAAGUUCGAUAACCUAGUCCUCGCCGAAAGACAGACUGCCGGUCAACGACAGGGCCUCCCCGGGAGAGACCUCUUGUUCCCCAAGUACGCCAUUCACAACAAAGCUGCCUGGGAUACUGAGUCCAAUGCGGCAGGUGGCGGCAUCUCUAACAAGACGGUGAACACGGACGUUAUCCACCAAAACGGCCUGACCAUGUACGAUACUCACAACCUCUAUGGCUCCAUGAUGUCCACGGCCUCCAGAGUUGCCAUGGAAGCCCGCCGACCUGGUCUCCGGCCGCUGAUCAUUACCCGUUCGACCUUCGCCGGUGCCGGCGCAACUGUUGGACACUGGCUCGGUGACAACCUAUCAAAUUGGUCGCAGUAUCGUAUUUCCAUCUCACAACUUCUGCAGUUCGCCUCCGUUUAUCAGGUGCCUAUGGUCGGAUCUGAUGCUUGUGGCUUCGGAAGCGACACUAAUGAGCAGCUUUGCGCCCGUUGGGCUGCCCUCGCCGCGUUUUCGACCUUCUAUCGUAACCACAAUUCUCUCGAUAGCAUUUCGCAAGAGUUUUACCUCUGGCCGACUGUCACCGAAAGCGCCAAAAAGGCAAUCGCCAUCCGUUACCGACUGCUGGAUUACAUAUACACUGCGAUAUAUCAGCAGACCAUUGACGGCACUCCGGUCAUCAGCCCGCUCUUCUAUCUGUAUCCGCAGGAUGAGAAAACCUUCGGCCUCGACCUGCAAUACUUCUACGGCGACGGCAUUCUUGUGGCACCUGUGACAGAAGAAAACUCCACAUCCGUUGACGUAUACUUGCCCGACGAUGUGUUUUACGACUGGUACACCCACGAGACCAUCCAGGGCAAGGGUGAGACCGUUUUCCUGGCGGAUCAAGAUUACACCACCAUUCCCCUCUUCAUCCGCGGUGGAACGGUACUUCCCCUGCGUGCGAACAGCGCCAUGACCACCAAGAAACUCAGAGAGGAGGACUUUGAGCUCUUGAUCGCGGUCAACAGAAAUGGUACCGCUAAGGGCCAACUGUACCUCGACGACGGUGUUAGCUUGGAGCAAGCUGGCGUCACACACGUCACAUUCGAGUACAAGGACGGCAAGGUCGCAGUUGACGGUGAAUUUGGCUACAAAACGCCACUCAAGGUAUCCAAGAUUACGCUUUUGAGCGGUGGACACCAAGGUGGAAAGAGACAAGAGACGUCCAAGACGAUCGAGGUCGACAAACCCUUGACUGGGCCCUUUGUUGUCGAUAUUGCUUAA